Messenger RNA from Dendrobium catenatum, 1136 nucleotides. RefSeq names its product secretory carrier-associated membrane protein 2. The record is from RefSeq and is a predicted model, not a curated record. NCBI's taxonomy places the organism in Eukaryota, Viridiplantae, Streptophyta, Magnoliopsida, Asparagales, Orchidaceae. Gene Ontology annotation, cellular component: trans-Golgi network membrane; recycling endosome membrane. Gene Ontology annotation, biological process: protein transport.
AACACUUCAACUCGUGGAAAAGGAGCUGGGAAAUCAAAUUAUGGAGGAGGCACAUUUUAUAUGACAAACCCAGGCAGCGUGCCACCUGCUUCAAAUUCUAGGCUUUCACCACUUCCACCUGAACCUGCUGAUUUCUACAAUGACCGUACUGCAACAGUCGAUAUUCCUCUGGAUGUCUCUAUGGAUUUGAAGAAGAAGGAGAAGGAGCUCCAAGCAAAAGAGGCAGAACUGGCUAGAAGGGAAAAUGAGCUUAAACGUAAAGAAGAAGCUGCAGCACGAGCUGGGAUUGUUAUAGAGGUGAAAAACUGGCCAGCAUUUUUCCCCAUAAUCCAUCAUGAUAUAGCCAACGAAAUACCGAUUCACUUACAACGGAUGCAAUAUUUUGCAUUUGCAUCAUUAUUAGGGUUGACCAUGUGUCUAAUUUGGAACAUUAUAGCAACGACAACUGCUUGGAUUAAAGGGGAAGGUGUAAAGAUCUGGUUGCUUUCCAUCAUCUUCUUUAUCUCUGGUGUGCCUGGUGCUUAUGUGUUAUGGUAUCGACCUCUUUAUAAUGCCAUGAGGACUGAGAGUGCUUUAAAGUUUGGAUGGUUUUUCCUGUUUUACCUGGUCCAUAUUGGUUUUUGCAUCUACGCCACAGUGGCUCCUCCGAUAUUCUUCAAGGGAGAAUCUUUGACGGGAAUUUUGCCAGCCAUAGAUUUAUUGGGUGACCAUAUUAUAGUUGGGAUCUUUUACUUCAUCGGCUUUGGUUUCUUUUGCCUAGAAUCGCUGCUCAGUGUCUGGGUCAUUCAGCAAGUGUACAUGUACUUUCGCGGCAGUGGAAAAGCCGCACAAAUGAAGCGUGAGGCCGCUGCCGGCGCCUUCAGGGCAGCAAUGUGAUUUUGAUGCUAUGUAAGAUGUUACAUAGCCGAGAACUCUGGUCAAUGCAUCUUCAUGUUUGUUGGCAACGGCAUGCCAUGUCUGUUGUGAAGUGCAGGCUUCUCAUCUCUGUUCAUAUUUGUUUGGUCUUUUUAUUCUACAUUUAAGAAGCUUAUUAUGUUGGAUGUGCUGAAAAUGGCUUAAGUAUCUGCAGAAAUUGGUCUUUUUUUUUUUUUUUUACUUUGGGUGAUCAAGUCAUUAAUAAGAAUACACAUUUUAGA